AUGGACUUUGGAGACGAUCAAGAUUUCGUCACUUUUGACAUUGGGUCUGUUGGUGAUUUCGAUGACUUUGAUUUUUCUACUCCAGAAAACCCUCCUGUUAAUCAAUCAAAUUCUCAAAUAGGUAUGAAGUCUGUUUCACCAAUGUUAUCUCCUACAGUUAUCACUUCUGUAGAACAAAACGAAAGUGUGUCAAGUCAACAAUUAAGAAACGCUGCUGUUGAAGGAAAUAUUAGUGAAGAAAUCGAACCACCUUUAUUAGAGGAAUUAGGAAUUGAUUUUUCCUUAAUAACAAAAAGAAUUAUUUCAAGAUUAAAUCCAUUUGGUUCAAUAGAAGCAAUAGAAAGUGAUGUAAUUGGUUCUUUAUUCUUUGGGUUAUUACUUGGUAUAUCUAUAUUGUUAACAGGAAAAUUUAGAUUUGGAUAUGUUUUUGGAUUUACUAUUAUUGGUUCCUUAGCGGAGUAUUUUAUAUUAAACCUAUUAUCAAAUAAAGACAUAGAUUAUUUUGUUGUUUUAACUAAUCUUGGAUAUUCAUCAUAUCCACUUGUUCUUCUUGGUAUUGCUUCACUUUUUGUUUCAAAUAUAACAAUUCUUAUUAUUAUCGCAAUUUUCGCUAUUAUCUGGUGUACAUAUGCCAGUAGUCGUUUAUUUACUACUUUGCAAGAAAUUGUUGAUAAGAAGAUUCUUGUUGCUUAUCCAAUGGCAUUGUAUUUUAUCCUUUUUGUAUUAUUAGUAAUGUGCUAA
Entamoeba dispar SAW760 is the source of this 741-nucleotide messenger RNA. Its product is annotated as protein YIPF5, putative. Gene Ontology annotation, cellular component: membrane; trans-Golgi network. Bases 1 to 741 code for a protein of 246 amino acids. NCBI's taxonomy places the organism in Eukaryota, Evosea, Mastigamoebida, Endamoebidae. The record is from RefSeq and is a predicted model, not a curated record. The transcript is spliced from 2 exons. Gene Ontology annotation, biological process: endoplasmic reticulum to Golgi vesicle-mediated transport; vesicle fusion with Golgi apparatus.